AUGGUUGAAUACCACUUGGAAGAUCAUGAGUGGUUAGGUUAUACGUACAAGAUAAGGGAUAAGUGGAUUCCGGCGUAUUUCAGAGAUGUGUUCCUUGGAGGAAUAAUGCGUACAACAUCAAGAUCUGAAAGCGAAAACAACUUUUUCUGCUCCUUUAUCAAUCCUCAUGUGUCACUUGUUGAGUUUUACUUGAGAUAUGAAGCUGCUAUUGAUGCCCAGAGACAUACUCAAGGUCAGAAUGAUAAUGAUUCAAAGCACAAAUAUCUUGAGUGCAAAACACCACUGGGGAUAGAAAAGCAUGCCUCACAUUUAUAUACUAACUCUGUCUUUUAUGAAUUUCAAUAUGAGCUAUUUUAUAGGCAAGGAAUUCCAUGUAGACAUAUGAUUUGGGUUUGGAAAGAAAAAAGGUUUGAAACCAUUCCUGAGCAGUAUAUGCUACACAGACGGACUACUAUGGCACUGAAAAAACCAAUUUUUGACUUGGGUGGAAACCUGUUGGAGCAAUGUGCUAAUUUAAUUGACAAGAAAAAAUUGUUAAAUGAUUUAUGGUCAGAGAUACACACUUGUGUAAGUUUGGCAGAAGGCAAUGAUGAAGAUAUUCAAGACCUUGUGAUAAAUCUUCAAGGAAUAAGAAAGGAUUUGGAGGCUAAUAGGAUUGCAAGAAAUAAUGAAACAACAGCUGGAAGUGCAAAUAACAAAGGACAAGACAUUGAACUAUUAAUUGGAGCUAAUGUGCCAACUGAAAUAAUUGUCAAACCUCCAAAAAUUUCAAAGAAUAAGGGGACUGGAGUUCAUGUAUCAAAUGAAGAGACUUCAAAAGAGAAAGGGGCUGAGAUUGAUGUGCCAAAUGUUGAAACAAAAGUGGAGAGUACAUGCAGUGGAGUUUUGUUAUGUGCUGAUAUACUGGCAAUAGCUGCCUGA
Chenopodium quinoa (quinoa) is the source of this 921-nucleotide messenger RNA. RefSeq names its product protein FAR1-RELATED SEQUENCE 5-like. The record is from RefSeq and is a predicted model, not a curated record. Bases 1 to 921 code for a protein of 306 amino acids. Gene Ontology annotation, biological process: regulation of DNA-templated transcription. The transcript is spliced from 3 exons. NCBI's taxonomy places the organism in Eukaryota, Viridiplantae, Streptophyta, Magnoliopsida, Caryophyllales, Amaranthaceae.